Molecule: messenger RNA, 964 nt
Organism: Temnothorax curvispinosus
Lineage: Eukaryota; Metazoa; Arthropoda; Insecta; Hymenoptera; Formicidae
Product: putative gustatory receptor 28a
Exons: 3
Coding region: 1-873 (290 amino acids)
Biological process (GO): sensory perception of taste
Cellular component (GO): neuronal cell body; dendrite; membrane
Source: RefSeq, a predicted model, not a curated record
AUGCGUUUUCUUCAGACCUUAUUGGAGCUCUCGUUGAAAUUGCCUUCAGAAUCAUAUAAGAAAUUAUCUAGUUUGAUCCAUGCCAAGGACAUUCUAGGAUUCUUCUUUUUAGUCGUGACAUUUCUGAUACCGCUUAUCAAGUUCCACGUGUGGGAUAUUGUCACCCAUUUUCUUAUGAUGUACAUGAUAUUGGUGACGUUUCAAAUGGAUAUGCUAUAUAUCAAUUGUGUUUGCAUAUUAAAAGCUUGUUUCAAAAAAAUCAACGACAAUCUAAUAAAUCUGCGAAAAGUCGUGACAAAUGGUGUGCCAUAUCUCUUGAGCAGCACCUAUCACGAGCAAAGAAUUCCAUUUGUACUGAUUGAGAUUAUAGCUUUGAAAAAGCAGCAUCUGGCAAUCAGCGGCGCUGUACAGACGCUAAAAAUGGUCUUCAGCUUGCACAUUCUUUCUACGAUACUUAUGGCUUUCGCUGAAAUUAUCUUCUAUCUGUAUUUUUACUCAAUGCGAAUACACCUAGGUUUAUAUAUGAGCAAUGAAGAUAGACAGAUUGUGUUUACGGCCUGUAUUAUGGGAAUAACAUAUUACUCUAUAAAAUUGGUGUUGAUAGUGUGGGCCUGCGAAACCGGCAAGGAUCAAGCCAUGGAAAUUAUCGGCACCGUUCACGACGUGUUCAAUAGUGCCAGCAAUAAGCAAAUAAAAUACGAGAUGCGACUUUUUUCCUUGCAAUUAUCGCAUUGUGAAAAUACAUUCUCCGCAAAGGGGCUUACUGUGGACGCUACGCUCCUCACUGCGAUAAUAGGUGGCAUUACCACUUAUGUAUUGAUCUUGAUACAAUUCCUGUUUAUGUCGAGUUCUUGCGGUGGAAAAUCUGUAUAACAUGUGGUCUAACAGAGAGAUGCAUUGAAAGGAUACUUUAAAUGUACCUAUUUUUAUUAUUGUAAGUAGAAUAUCGUUGCGAGCGGAGUAU